UUGAGAGCUGAAAACAUGGCGCUGCGCAUCGGUUUUGCUGGCAGAAGAGAAACAGUGCUGGGGAUCAGUCGUCUGCUCUUGGCUGCGGUGCCCUGGUGUCAGUCUAGUCAACGUACCCACCAUACCCUUGGCACCUCGCUGAAGUACAUACCACGCCGUGCCAUGCUCUACGUACCUGGCAACGAUGAGAGAAAACUGAGGAAACUGACUUCGCUGGAUGUGGACUGCGCCGUUCUCGACUGUGAAGAUGGGGUCGCCCUCAACAAGAAGGAUGCAGCUCGGAAAACCAUCCCAAAGAUGUUGGCAGAGCUUGAUCUGGGGCGUACAGAGAAGUGUGUACGGGUGAACUCAGUAUCCAGUGGCCUGGCUGAAGCUGACCUCGAGGUUAUUCUGCAGGAGGAGGUGCUGCCCACUGCUGUCAUGCUGCCAAAGGUGGAGGAAACAGGAGAGGUGCAAUGGUUUGUUGACAGGUUUGAGCAGUACUUAAAAGGCAGAGAGCUAAAGGAACCCAUCCGCUUGGUCACCUUUGUGGAAACUGCUGUGGGUCUGCUAAAUUUUAAGGCAGUGUGUGAAGUACUUCGAGAUCUUGGGCCAAAGGCAGGUUUUCAUCAUGAUGGAGUUGUCUUUGGGUCAGAUGACUUCUGUGCCAGCAUAGGUGCCACACGCACCAAAGAUGCUAAAGAACUCCUGUACGCACGGCAGAAAGUGGUGGUCACCACCAAAGCAUUCGGUCUCCAGGCAAUUGACCUUGUUUACAUCGACUAUAAGGAUGUGGAAGGACUGAGGCAGCAGGCCAGAGAAGGCGCGCUCAUGGGCUUCACUGGAAAACAAGUGAUCCACCCCAACCAGAUCAAGGCUGUUCAAGAGGAAUUCACCCCCAGUCCGGAAAGAAUCAAGUGGGCCAUGGAGCUUAUCACUGCAUUCGAGGAGCAUCAGAAGUUGGGAAAGGGGGCUUUCACCUUUCACGGCAGUAUGAUUGACAUGCCAUCUCUGAAGCAAGCUCAGAACAUUGUCACAUUGACUUCAGCUGUUCAGGGGAUGUGAGCUAGACGAGUUCCUCAGUCAUCAAAAUCUGCACCAUGCUGGCAACAAACUGUGUUAUGCACUUCACAUCAAUGCCUAAAAUGUGUAAUUUUUUUACCAACAGCAGAAAAGAUGUACCAUACAAUAUGUUCUGUCUUGAUUGCAAAGUAAUUGAAGUUCCACUUAAGUCAUUUUGGUUGUGUUGACUAUUUUUUGUUUGUUUGAUUUGGGCUGCUGAAAUUUAUUGUAGUAGCAUUACUAUUUUAUGCAUUAGUUUGUGAUUGUGUGUGUGCCAGUGCCCACCCCCCUGCCUCUCCUGUGUCAGGACAGACGAUUGUGCAUGGCAAAGGUUGUGCAUGCCCACUGAAAGGGCAAACAAACAGAGCUGCCAUGCCGUUGAGCUUCCAUUCAGCCUGAAGACUCCUCCAGGCCCCUGUACAUCAAAGUGCUGUUUGCCAAGAAGUCGGCAUGAAUUUACUAAAACCAACAGAGAGCAAAUGAGUCUGCAAGCCCAUUCUAAAUUGCAGGCCUUUGUUUCAGGGGACUCUGUUAGCCAGUCUGUUCUCUAAGAGAAGGCCUGAAUGUGUCUGCUGCCUGCCGUAAGCUCUAAGCUGACCUGAUCAGCGGUGAGGCACACAUUUGCAAGCAAACACGUACACAAAGGGCUCUGCAGUUUGUCCUUUCUCCUUUAUGUAAAUAUCAGCAGUUUUCCGUGCUUUCCUUGGCUUUUUAAUCCCGGGAAGUGGGUCCCAUCACUCCAUCCAGUUUAUAAAUUGCCGUGAACUUGCCCAAGCACUAAAAAGACGUGCUGCCGUUGUCAAUUUUACCCAUGUUCUAAACACGCUUUGUCAAGAAUGCCUCUUUUCAAAUAAAGCUCCAGGAUGUCUCUUGAGAGCAUUGUUGUUUUUUAAGUCACAUUUGUUAUGAAUGCAUCUUACAGUACACACGGUUCCCACUCCUUGCUGGCCUUUGGCUCCCACGGGCUGAUGAGACCUUUGGCAGAAAUGACUGGGGUGGAUUUGUCUGGGGUGGGGGAUGGUUGAUGGUUUCGUUAGUCACUAUGGUAAUAAAACCCUUCACAAGCAGGACUUGAUAUGGAAUGAUCAAUAGAGUCUCUGGUGAGCAUCUCGGUCCCAAGCUCUGUGCCAGCCAAAGGAUGCAGACAGAAAGAAAGAAGCCUCCACUGUGAGCAGCCCAAAGGGCCGGCAGUAAGCUGACGGCCUGGCACCCAGCCCACUCUUCUCUCCCUGUCUUCUCUCUCCCAUGCUCUCUGCUGUAUGCAUUCAUUUAAUUUUCAUUUUCUUUUUUGACUCAUGUCAGACAGGCCCCUUUGCUCUCCUAAACACUUUUUAAACAAGUUUUGAAGACUCUCAAUCAGAACUUGAGACAGUAGGAUCAAUAGGCCAAUGCACAUAGAUGAGAGAGAUUAAUACAGAGCUACUUGGAUGCAUUGUGGCAUAUACUUCGGCCAACAGACUUGUUAAAAAAAAUAUAUAUAUAAUAUAUAUAUAUAUAUAUAUAUAUAGGAAUAGGAAUAUUGGACUAAACACAACCCAGCCCCACACAAGAGAUUGGAUGAUGCUGACCUCUGACUUAGUCACAUAAAACUUUCUAGGAAAUCAGUUUGAUUAGUUGUUUGUUGAUUGAUAUGUCACUAAAGUGGACUUCUGUGUGUCUGCCCCCUCCCCUGAAACAGCUACUUUAGUGGUUAUUCUGCCUUUACAAAAGCGUACAAAUGUGUGUAUUUAUUGUAUUUACUGUUUGUAACUGAGAUGUGUGAUCAUUUUCCAUUUUGCACCUUAUUUUUUAUGCAAAGUGAAAUUUUAUUUGCCAGUAGAAUUAAUCCUGUAUCUGUACACCAAAGGCAGUGGUAAUUUUAUUAAUUAUCUUGAAACUGAUCUGCACAGUGAAAGAAUUUGGGUUUAAAGGAUUUGAGGACAGUAGAGCUCAGCAAAACGCUACUUCCUAAUUCUAUGUCAUUUUUCAUGACAUUUCUAUUAUGCCUCUAACUUGACAUAAUCUUUUCAGCUCACAAGGCAGAAUUAUUUAAAUACAUUUACUAGUAUUCCCAAAGAGAGUACAAUACAAUUAACAUGAAUAGGACCUUACCUAAUCUUGACAGCACUCAAUUAGGCUUGAAACACAGUCCUGAUGGUUAUAUGCUGAGAUUGCUCUCAUAAAUUAUCUGAUAUCAACCCAGCAGAGAAAAUGCAUGUAUGCAAAGUGCUUUCAGAGGAAAAUUAAAAGGAAACGUUUUACAUAUUUUUCAUUAAUCUCAAUGGGACCCGUGUGGCAGGGAGGAUUUUACUUGCCUAAUUUCUCACCAAGGGAUCUCCCAAUAAUUACUUUAUUCUUUUACUAGACAAUAUUUGACAAACUCAUUUCAACAAAGAUGAUUUCUCCACAAUAAAACAAAUCGUUUACAACAGGGGCAGGCAGCAACCAUUUUGGAAAUAAUGUAUAACUGAAAUUAAAUUGAAUUUAUUGCCAAUGAGGAUAAUGAGAAAAAAAAUUAACUCUAAUAAUGCUUAAAAAUGUCUAGGGUUUUUUUUUUUUUUCAUGUAGGUAAUGUGCUAGAAUUAUAUGCAGAGAACAUUAUAAAAUAUACUGUAUAUAUUAACCAUAUUCUGAAUAGUAACUGAAUAAUGAACUUCCUAAAUAAUAACUAGGUGGUGAUAAUAAUAAUAAUAAUAAUAAUAAUAAUAAUGUGACUGAAGGAUUAUGUAUUGCCCAGCAGAUGCUAAAGGAGUUUAAUUCAUACUUGUUCUCAUGUUUAAAUAUAGAUUUAAACUAAACAUUUUUUCCUUACAAACUUUUUAAAUGGCUGUUCUUUUUAUUAAAACCAAAUUAUUUACGCUUUCAAAGGGUAGACUGCUAUAUUGUUAUUUUUAUUGUUAUUAUUAUUAUGCCUUAUUUCUGCUUUUGCUUCAUUUUUCUUUAUUUUUGCUCAACGUCAUGAUUUUACAAGCAAGGGCUGUUCAGACUAGCUACUUUAAUGUUUUGAAAUGUAGCGUAUAUUGUGUUGGUGUAUGAGCCAGACACAACUCAGUCAAACUUAGAUUGUUGAUGGUAGCAUAGUUACAUGCAUCAGCAAAAUGUCAACAAGGUUUUUACGGCUUUAAAUGCAAGAGUAAUUUUCAGUAUAAAGGCACACCAAAAUAGCCUAGUGUUCCUUAAUUCUGUAGCAACUUUAAGUUUUCGCUUUUCCUAAUUUUUAAUUAUUUAAAUUGGGCUAUUUAAAAAAGUUAUAUUUAUAUAUAAAGUAAUUACUACAUAUUUACAUAAACCCAUUAUUUGAAAUGGAGAAAGAUCAAAGGGCAAACCCCAGUAAACCUUCUCCGGUCUUUGUCUGCGGUUGCUAUGGCUUCGAGUUGAGGGGCCAAGUAAAUCAGACACGAUACAGUGCGACAAAAAGUCUCCGAUAACUUUUUCAUUUUUAGUCGGCUUGACCCAACAUACCCUUUAAAUUUAUUUUCUUACCAUGAACUUUCAUGAAUAGCUAAUGUCCAAGGAUGAUGUUUAUUCAGCUGCUGCUGCUGCAUAAUUGUCUUUUUCCAUAAAAGUUCACUCUCUGUCAUUGCUAAAUAUUGUUCUGAUUAUUAUUAUUAUUAAUCUAAUCUAAUCUGAAACGUAGGCUGUCAUUACCUGCUAAAUUGAUGUCACGUAUUGACUUGCAUGAGUGCAUUAUGAAAAUAGUUUGUAACUUUUUAAUAUUCACAUUUUAUUUGAAUUAUCUUAUUCUUGAUCGUCACGUCAGGCCUGUAGAGCACUAUUAGCAGAUGCAAUUUCCACUAUACACUGUUCAGACUUUGGAACAGCCCAUGGGUGGAUUCCCCAAUUACAGGCCCCCCUGCAAAUUGACUUUUCCUUCUGUUGUGACAAAAUGGUGCAAUUGUCGCGUAGCCUCCAGGAUAAUCAUCGCAUCAUGGUUUUAUGUAUAUUACAGCGGCUGGCUCAUUAUCACACAACUGCUCGUGAAUUAGAGAAAUUAAAACAAUUCCGCGAUAUCUUUCAUGGAUGCGAUAAAAUAGAUACGCUUUUGAGUGCUAGUGAGCUUGCUGUGUGUCUUGACUGCUUGGCGCAGCUUGUACUAUCUCACCCACUGGUUUUCUGAUGAAAGAAGAACAGAACUUUAAGAAGUGUGCCGCCGGAUGCUGUCAGAAUUGAGGGCACGAAGAGAAUGGCUGUUCAUAAAGGCGAUAUUUAUUGCUUCUAGGCUGUUAAGACUUCUGCAGUUGAAACCUCCUAGAACGGUGCCGAUGCAUCCAUACAGCAAACGAGAGGAAUAUAUGAUCUGUCUGCUCUUAUAGGUUGCUGUCUGGUCAUAUUUGUACUUGCCCAUAGUUCUAAUGAGUAACAGGUGCAUUAUGUGAAUUAAAGUCAAUCCACAUUUAUGAUGAAACUAUGUUUAAGGCAUUUGUCUAGCAGAGGUAAAAUAUAGGCCUUAUCUCGAAAAGAAAUCAUACAAUAAAAAGGU
Molecule: messenger RNA, 5500 nt
Organism: Myxocyprinus asiaticus (Chinese sucker)
Lineage: Eukaryota; Metazoa; Chordata; Actinopteri; Cypriniformes; Catostomidae
Gene: clybl
Product: citrate lyase beta like
Exons: 8
Coding region: 16-1044 (342 amino acids)
Biological process (GO): regulation of cobalamin catabolic process
Molecular function (GO): (S)-citramalyl-CoA lyase activity
Source: RefSeq, a predicted model, not a curated record